CCCAACAUAACCCGGCCCGACUUGUGAUGGUAAUUGGCAAAACCUGAUUGGAAUUGCAGGAGAAAUAAAACUGUAAUCGGAGACUCGCUAUCCCUCUUUCUUUCGUUAUUCCAGACCAUGCUUUCUUUGGAGCUGCAAUAGUCCAGAAUCUGGGUCUCUAGACCAGUGCUUUAGCGUGGCAGGAAAAUCGAAAGUGGAAACGGAAAGUGUUAGGCAAGCAAAGGCGGAGCCAUGGGCCGUUCCGAGACGAGGUUCUUUCAGGAACUGGCCUUGUACGCUGCAAGCGCCGCUCUGAGCUGCUUGGUGUUAUUCGUUGGCCUCCGUCAACUAGACCCAAAUCGCGCUGCCAGCAAGAAAGCCCAGGAACAUAAGAAAGAGAUCUCGAGGCGCUUGGGUCGUCCACUUAUCCAGACCAAUCCCUACGAGGAUGUAAUAGCAUGUGAUGUUAUAAAUCCUGAUCAUAUUGAUGUGGAGUUUGAUUCUAUUGGGGGCUUAGAAGAUAUCAAAAAGUCACUCUUUGAACUGGUGAUUCUUCCACUACGGAGACCUGAUUUAUUUUCUGGGAAGCUUCUCAGGCCACAGAAAGGGGUAUUACUAUAUGGGCCACCUGGAACAGGAAAGACAAUGCUUGCUAAGGCCAUAGCAAAGGAAUCUGGAGCUGUAUUUAUUAAUGUGCGAAUAUCAAAUUUAAUGAGCAAAUGGUUUGGGGAUGCACAAAAGCUUGUGGCAGCUGUGUUUUCCUUGGCUUAUAAGCUCCAGCCUGCUAUCAUAUUCAUUGAUGAGGUUGAUAGUUUUUUGGGGCAGCGUAGAACUACAGACCAUGAAGCAAUGACUAACAUGAAAACUGAGUUCAUGUCUUUGUGGGAUGGUUUUACCACAGAUCAGAAUGCUCGGGUAAUGGUCCUGGCUGCAACUAACCGCCCAUCGGAACUUGAUGAAGCAAUACUUCGGCGUCUUCCCCAGUCCUUCGAGAUAGGCAUACCUGACACAAAUGAGAGAGUGAAGAUACUGAAGGUGAUUUUGAGGGGUGAGAGGGUAGAAGUGAAUAUUGAUUAUGACUACAUAGCUAGCUUGUGCGAAGGGUAUACUGGUUCAGAUCUCUUUGAACUUUGCAAGCAAGCAGCUCUUUGCCCUAUCAGGGACCGACUGCGUGAAGAGGCAAAUGGCAAUUUACCUCAUACUACGAGGCCACUGUCACAGUCAGAUCUAGAGCAUGUCCUAACUACAUCUAGAAAGACAAGGACUGCUGCAAGUGAAUACAGUGGGUUAAGCUCACAGUUGCCGGCAUGGUCGAGACACAUGGAGCAGGAUGGAUACCAGGUUCUGAUUGAGAACCUUGCUAAACUUGUGAUGUUCCUGAACCUUCAAUCAAAUGCACGUGACCUUUAGAAAGGAUUCUCAUCUGAAGGUAGUUCGUGAUGAUGCAUAAAUAUUUUUUGAGAACUAAAUGUCUUGGAUGUUUUUUACUUUCAGGGAUUGUAAUCCUUUUCAAGCAGACUGUUCACACCAUAGACUCGUACAAGCACUCAACGAUCUCUCCAUGUUUUAUAAGCAUUUAAUUACUUUGAUAAGCUGCCCUGAUUUCAAACAUUGCAGCUCCCCCCUCUUCUCCCUCGCCCUUUCUAAAUUCAUUUCCUGUAGCAGCUAUCUGAGCUUAGAAUCCAGCAUUAAUGACUAUAUUUACAGGUUCUUAUUUUGUUUUUGUACAAUUUGAUGCACAUGAUAAAUUCUCUUUCAUAAUUGUGUGUCUGCA
Molecule: messenger RNA, 1753 nt
Organism: Nelumbo nucifera (sacred lotus)
Lineage: Eukaryota; Viridiplantae; Streptophyta; Magnoliopsida; Proteales; Nelumbonaceae
Source: RefSeq, a predicted model, not a curated record